AUGGCGGUUCAAACGGACUGCAGCGGCGGCAUCAUUGCGAACGACGGAGGGAAACCUUUGGUCAAAAAUCUCCACGAGCAUAUCAUCUGUCCGCUUUGUCGCGGGUAUCUCAUCGACGCCACUACACUGGUCGAGUGUCUCCAUUCCUUUUGCAGGGGUUGCAUCGUUCGUCGUCUGGGCAGCGGUGCUCGAGUGUGUCCGGUGUGCGGUGCUCUGACACUUCCCCCUUUGUUGCCGGACUUUGCCUUGCAGCGUUUGGUUUAUUUGGCGGUGCCCGGUUUGUACCGUUCCGAAUUGGAGAGGAGACGUCACUUUCGCACGGUGAAUCCCCAGUGUCCGCCGCCCGCGGCACCGAUAGGAGCCCUGUCGCUCACGCUGGACGACGCGGUCAGUCUGAGUCUCUGCGAAAUCGUCAACGGUGAGAACGAGGUCGAGAUGAAGGAGCCGGAAAAUCGGGCGACCUUCGCCGUCGACGGCAGAUCGCAAACCAGAGGAAAGAAUCGCAAAGAUUUUACCCAAAACCAGGUGACCGAGGAACCGCCCUCGAAUCCGGAGGAGACGAAUCCCUGCGGCGUCACGAGCAGACGACAGAUCAGAUACCUCAAAUGUCCGGCCGGCGUCACCGUCCGCCAUUUGGUCAGGUUGUUGGCCUUGAAACGGGGAUGGGGCGACACCGAGGGCGCGAACACCUCAUCGUUGAAACGUAUCGAGAUGCUGUACGAGACGCAACCGGGCGUCGCGACUCCCUCGAACUCGUCGACCGGGACGAACGAUCCUCGUCAAAUGCGACCCCUCGAGCCGUCCUGGACCCUCCUGGAUCUCGCCUGUAUCUUCAAAUGGGACAAGGAGACUCCGAUGAAGUUGUAUUACCGGGUUGUCGUGAAACGCGAGGAUAUCCACCAGGCGAAUACCGAUCAUCGUACCGGAGUUUCGUUCGCGAGUAAUCCUCCGUACAACGUCCGGUCGAACGGGGUCCUCGGCGGUCAUGGCGUAGCCGGGGUUUCGACGAGCAACGCGUCCUCCGCAGCGGUGUCGGCUAUGGAGAAUCUCCAGAGGCCACCGACUCCACCUCCCAGUCCCAAGCAGCAGACCGCCGCGCCGAACUCGAACCCCCCGCCGCCCUCGUCGGGGGCACAGGCCGCCUACGGAACGGAAUCGAUUAUUAAAAAUGUACCGCCGACAUCCAGAUCGGGCGGAACAUCGUCCGCCGCUCAUCCGACACCGGAGUCCUCGCCCAAGUCCGUAAAGUCCAAUACGGAGUCCUCGGCAUCUUCGUCGUCGUCGUCGUCGUCUUCGAGGUUUUUGCCCGCGGAAUCCGAGGCGAAAAAAUCGGAAAUCUUCGGCAGAAAAGCGGAGGCGCGAUCACCUCCGAAUUUCAACGGUCAGGAAUUGAAAAAUUCCACCGCGAAUCAACCGAUGAUAUCCGUAUUACCGGCAAAAUCCACAUCCAACGCACAAAUGUCGAGUAAAAAUUUAGCGAACGACGCGACAGUUACCGUCGAUAAUUCGAGCAGCCGCGCGGUCGUAGCUUCGGAAUCCAACGUCACGCCGUCGUCUUCUUCUUCUUCGUCGACGUCUUGCGCUUCUUCUAAUUCCAAUUCCGCCUCCGUGCAGACGCACGGUGUCAAGAUAAAGAAACCGCGCUGCGAAGUGACGCCGGUUAUGCGCGCACCGGGUCCGCAGGGUCUCGGUAAUUCCUGUCCAACGGCGACGGCGGCGGCGGCGACGACGACGUCCGCGGCGGCGGUAACGCAGACGGCGAAUUCGUCCGGCUCGUCGACGGCUGCCGGGGAUACGAAAAAGACGUCGAACGGCGGCAGCAAAGUGCAGAGAAUGGAGCACCACAAGCGUCGAAAGCGCAGAAACAAGCGUCUCAUAGCGGAGAUAACGACUACGCCCAGAGAGGAUCUUUUGAAAUUGAAAGUGAGACUCACCCCGUGUCCGCCGAGGAUAACGUCGAGCGCGGGAAGUGCGGCCAAGGAGAAAUUGUUGCAAAUGCGGGCGGUGCGCAGAGAGAAAAUAAAAAAUAGCGGCGGCGGCGCGGCGGGUGGCAUCGGUGCGGAGACGACGCCCGGAGUUGUUCAGUUCGAUCAAAAUUCGUCGUCGAAUUCGGACUCCUCGAAAAUUCAUCCGACGCCGUCGCUACCACCGACUCCGCCGCUUUCGGCCUCGGCGGAAAUCACGUCGCCUCCCGUCAUCCCGGGGGGUAUCGUCGUCAAUAAGCAGCAAACGUCGCCGGCGAACGCGGCGUCUGCGGAAAAUGUCAAGAUAUUAUCCGACGCGAACAACGCGUCGAAAUGUACGACGACAAUAUCGAAGGUCAAGGAAACUAAUCACCUCCAGGAACAGGAAGAGACCAUCGAAGAGAUAAUCGACGGAAUACCGGACGAAGUUGUGAGGGUCGCGCAGAACAUGAAUUGCCCCGCCGCGCAGUCGUCGGGAUCACCUUCGUCGUCCUCCUCCUCCUCCACGUCGUCGUCGUCGUCGUCGGGAUCUCUGUUGGGUCAACAGAAAAAGUUUGAAGAAAAUUUAGUCAAGGUGAGAAACACUAGUGGAAAAAAUUCGGAGCUUCAGAUAAUAAUGCAGAGCAAGAAAUCGAUAUCCCUGAAAUCGGGCGACGCGAACGUCUGCCUUUCGAAGGGAUCCUCCUGCACCGACUCGUCCUCCCGCAACGAGCACGUGAAAUCCUCGCAGGAUAAAAAGUCGGGGAAACCGAAGGACGAGGAGGUGUUGCGCCGUUUGGGUUUAAUCGCGAUAAGCGAAGCGAGCAAAACGCUUCAGGACAAGAUGCGAAAUUCCCAUAAUUGCAACGGCGGAUCGGGCGGCGGGGGUAUAGAUUAUCAUCGCGAAUCCCUGGAGCGUCAACUUCGCGAGAGCAAGGCGAACCGCGUGCGGAGUUUACUGGCGGAGAAGCAGAUGCGCGACGCCUUGAAGAGCAUCAUGUCGGAGACCAAAUCGUCGAACAACAACAACAACAACAACAACAACAACAACAACAGCAGCAGCAGCAAAUCUGCGUCGGGAUCGAUGUCGGUCGGCUGCAACAACGCGGGACCGAAGAAAGGCCCCCCGCCCUUGGCGCCCUUGACGCCGAAGCAGGUCGGCGUUUUGCAAAACUUUUCGAAUCCCCCGAAAACGAGUCACCCGUCCAGCAAUCAGAUGGUCAAUUUGAACCGCGGAGCGAAGAACGAAAAACCGUUGGACCUGAGCAGCGGGUCCAACAACGCUCUGGACUUAUCCCCCUGCUGUACGCCGAGCAGUAGCGGGAAUCAAAUGAUAACCAGUACAACUUACGUGAACAAUUCGUCGUCCUCCUCCUCGUCCUCCUCCUCCUCCUCGUCGUCCUCCUCCUCGUCGUCGUCGUCGUCCGGUUGUUCGUCCACGUUGCAGGGUAACAGUAAAUCGAGACCGACUGGCUGCAACGAUAAAUUGAUCGGUAACAACGUCCGUCGCGGCGUUAAAUUGAUCGAGGAGGUUAAAAAGAAUCAGGAUUUGAACUUACGUACCCUCUCGGACGCUGCCGUAUCCCUGAUAAGUACAAGUCCGGUAAACUCGUCGUCGGGAUCAUCGUCCGAUUCUGUUAGAGUAACAAAUUCAACGUUGAUGAGUAACAAAGUCGCGUUAAGGAUACCUCAACCGCAUCAAAGAAUGUCAAGUUUCGGUAACGGUAUUAAAAUAAAACCAAAUCUAGCCGUGAGGCACAUUCCUAAUCCACAGGCAUUCGUUGCCUCGCAAUACAACAGAAAUAACACCAACAUAGGUAACAACAACAACAACAACAACAACAACAUCAUCAAUAAUCACAACAGCAGCAAUACAAACAACAACAAUCAAAGGAAUAACUUUUUCACCUCUCAACAACCACCGUAAAAUCAUUAUCCAUAUCUAUAACUUCUUUCUGUGUGUAACGAUAAUUUUUCCUUCAUCGACAAUUCACAAGUGAUUUUACACGUGACACAUCUGCUGCGCAUAUAGGUAUAUAAUAUACAAUAUAUAUUUAUAAUUACAUUGCGAUUUUCAGUACAAAUUUUGCGACCAGCGCCGCGGUUCGCGCGUGAAUUGUCGUUAUCGUUAAUAUCGAUAUCGUUGUUGUUUUUGUUGUUAUUAUUAUUAGAUAAUAAUAAACAAAGUUCGCGGGCUAAACGAUAAACAUAAUCAUCACAUAUAUACGUGAAUUUUUUAAUAACUUUACUUAUACAUGACUAAGGAGAAAGAAGAGAACGAUUAUAAAACUCAUGUGCAAUGAAUGUUUCAUUUGAAUAUAGAACGUUAGAAGAAAGAAGCUUGAAUGAAAAUUCGUCAUCAUUAUUAAUAUUAUCGCUAUUAUUAUUCAAACAUCAAGAACGCAUAAUUACUUAUACAUAUAUUAUAUAUACGUAUACAAUAUUGUUGUUUCCAGUUUGCGAAGGAU
Messenger RNA from Athalia rosae (coleseed sawfly), 4411 nucleotides. RefSeq names its product myb-like protein U. The transcript has 3 exons. NCBI's taxonomy places the organism in Eukaryota, Metazoa, Arthropoda, Insecta, Hymenoptera, Athaliidae. Gene Ontology annotation, biological process: negative regulation of transcription by RNA polymerase II. Gene Ontology annotation, cellular component: PRC1 complex. Gene Ontology annotation, molecular function: promoter-specific chromatin binding; metal ion binding. The record is from RefSeq and is a predicted model, not a curated record. Bases 1 to 3870 code for a protein of 1289 amino acids.